UAUAAAUUGGCGGUGAAAUCACAGAAAGGACACACAAGAUGUCGCAAGCUCUUCUCUUCCUUGUUGGUCUUGUCGCUGCAAUCAGCGCCAAGCCAUUCUUCGGAGGACCUUGUCAGUUCGGUCCUCCACCUCCACCACCACCAUGUGGACUUCCACCAUUCAUCGAUGAUCUGCCUGAAGAUGCUCAGCAAAAGAUUAGAGAUAUCUGGAAGGAUUACAAGGAAGGCGAGAAGUGCUACAAUGAGCAUGGUCUGACCAGAGAAGUGAUGGAUUCACUCCCACGUGAGGCUAAGAAAGCCAUGCACAAGAAUGGACCACCUCUUCCGCCACCGCUAAGAAAGGCUCCAAAGGAAGUCCAGGACCAAUUCCGAGCCAUUUUCAAGGAGAAGAACAUCUCCUUUGAAGAAAAGAUCAAGAAGGUUUACAACCUGGCACAGACUGCGCUCCAGGGAGAUCUACUGAAGGAGUUCAACGAUUUCCACAACAAGAUGGAGGAACAUAAGAAGGCCAUUGACGAAAAGGUGGAAAAGCUCUCUCCGGAAGCGAAGGCAGCUCACGACAAGCUGAAGGAGCUCGAAAAGCAGAAGCGCGAAAUCUUCCAAAAUCUUAGCGAUGCGGCAAGAGAUGAGCUCUUCGAACUGUGGGAGGAGAAACACAAGAGACCCAAGCCAUAAAUAGCAUAUUGCUCAACGGCUUUACGGAAUAUCGUUUUUUCUCCAACACUUCUGAAGUGUAUG
This is a messenger RNA of Cylicocyclus nassatus, 737 nucleotides long. The record is from the annotation of a GenBank genome assembly. NCBI's taxonomy places the organism in Eukaryota, Metazoa, Nematoda, Chromadorea, Rhabditida, Strongylidae.